Messenger RNA from Chenopodium quinoa (quinoa), 2225 nucleotides. RefSeq names its product chaperonin CPN60, mitochondrial. Gene Ontology annotation, cellular component: mitochondrion; cytosol. The record is from RefSeq and is a predicted model, not a curated record. NCBI's taxonomy places the organism in Eukaryota, Viridiplantae, Streptophyta, Magnoliopsida, Caryophyllales, Amaranthaceae. Gene Ontology annotation, molecular function: ATP binding; ATP-dependent protein folding chaperone. Bases 152 to 1885 code for a protein of 577 amino acids. The transcript has 16 exons. Gene Ontology annotation, biological process: protein refolding.
ACCCUAAACCCUGCUCUUUCUAGAGUGUUCCUUCAACAUUUAUAAAAUCUGAGCACAUCUCACAACCUUCUCUUGUUCAUUCUCUCAAACACUACUUCAUUCUAGUAUCUUCUUCUCCAAUCUCUCUCUCUCCUCCGCCGUUGAUUUCAUCAUGUUUCGCGCAGCCGCCGCUCUCGCCUCUCGUGCUCGCGCUAACAGCACUACCCGUGCUAUUGGUGGUAGGUUGAAUUGGAGCAGAAAUUAUGCAGCUAAAGAAGUAAGAUUUGGUGAGGAUGCUCGUAAAUCUAUGCUUAGAGGUAUUGAAGAGCUUGCUGAUGCUGUUAGAGUUACCAUGGGACCUAGGGGGCGUAAUGUUAUAAUUGAGCAAAGUUUUGGUGCUCCUAAAGUGACAAAAGAUGGUGUAACGGUUGCGAAAAGUAUCGAAUUCAAGGACAGAUACAAGAACUUGGGUGCUAGUCUUGUUAAACAAGUUGCCAACUCUACCAAUGAUGUUGCUGGGGAUGGAACAACCUGUGCUACAGUUCUUACCCGAGCAAUAUUGAUUGAGGGAGUAAGGUCAGUUGGAGUAGGAAUGAAUGCGAUGGACCUUAGAAGAGGUAUGACUUUGGCAGUCGAUGCUGUUGUAACUUACCUGAAAAGUAGAGCAAGGAUGAUCAGCACCUCGGAAGAGAUUGCACAGGUCGGUACUAUUUCAGCUAAUGGGGACAGAGAAAUUGGUGAGAUGAUCGCAAAGGCGAUGGAGAAGGUUGGCAAGGAAGGAGUUAUCACAAUCCAAGAUGGCAAGACAUUGUUUAAUGAACUUGAAGUUGUUGAGGGCAUGAAGCUUGACAGGGGUUACAUUUCUCCCUACUUUAUUACCAACCAAAAAACCCAAAAAUGUGAAUUGGAUGAUCCACUUAUUUUGAUCCAUGAGAAGAAAAUUGGCAGUGUCAAUGCUGUUGUGAAAGCUCUAGAAAUGGCGUUGAAGAGACAAAAGCCGUUGUUGAUUGUCGCCGAAGAUAUUGACAGCGAGGCCUUGGCAACUCUUAUAUUGAACAAGAUCCGAGCUGGACUUAAGAUCUGUGCUGUUAAAGCCCCUGGUUUUGGAGAGAAUAGGAAAGCCAAUUUGCAGGAUCUUGCAACCCUUACCGGUGGAACGGUUAUAACUGAAGACCUUGGUAUGAAUAUGGAAAAACUUGAUAUUGAUAUGCUUGGUUCAUGCAAAAAGAUCACUGUCUCAAAGGAUGACACUGUGAUUCUUGAUGGUGCGGGUGAUAAAAAGGACAUUGAGGAAAGAUGUGAACUGAUCAGGUCUGGUAUUGAACUAAGCACAUCCGAUUAUGACAAGGAGAAGUUAGAGGAGAGGCUUGCUAAGCUAUCUGGUGGAGUUGCUGUUUUGAAGAUUGGAGGAGCUAGUGAAGCUGAGGUUGGUGAAAAGAAGGAUAGAGUUACAGAUGCUCUAAAUGCCACUAAAGCUGCUGUUGCAGAAGGUAUUGUACCCGGUGGUGGUGUAGCACUUCUUUAUGCUUCAAAGGAAUUGGACAAGCUACAGACCGCUAACUACGAUCAAAAGAUUGGAGUACAGAUCAUCCAAGCUGCACUUAAGACCCCUGUUUACACCAUCGCUUCAAACGCUGGUGUGGAGGGAGCUCUUAUCGUUGGCAAGCUAUUAGAGCAGGACAACGAGGAUCUUGGUUAUGACGCUGCUAAAGGCCAAUAUGUAGAUAUGGUCAAAUCUGGAAUUAUUGAUCCAUUGAAGGUUAUUAGGACUGCUUUGUCUGAUGCUGCUAGUGUGUCAUCCUUGAUGACAACAACAGAGGCUGUCAUUGUCGAGGCACCCAAAGAUGAGAAGGAUGCAGCUCCUGCAAUGGGCGGUAUGGGUGGUAUGGGCGGCAUGGAUUACUGAGGGGCUGAUUGAAAUACUCAAAAGAAACAUUUUUCUUGCUGGAUUUUGUUGUUGCUCUUACUAGGUUAGGAAGGAAAUUUGUAAAACAUAGUGCGAGAAAAUAGUUUUGUAGGGUGGCCUGCAAAUGCAAGAGAAUAGCCAUAUUUUGAUUGGAUUUGAAAAUGAACUCCAAUAAUUAUUUCAUUGGAUAACCAUAUAUGGGGCAGGGAGCUGCUAAGUGCAGAUUCCUGCUAAAAUUGAUUCAGACGCUAUGCUGUUGCUCACUGUUUGGAAAUACAAACUGGAAAUCAAUUGAUUCUAAAAUAAACUGGAAAUACAAACUGUUUUUGUACUGACUAUA